AUGCGUGAUAUUAGUCUUUUCUUAAGUGCAGCCAUGAAUGGUACAACAAAACGCCAUCCAACAAGCCUUGAGCUUAUCCUAUUUCUCCUUCAUCUUCAUGUGAUGUGCAAUGCACUUCACAUUGGGGAUAUUAUGCAACACUUGAAUGCGGAAUAUGGAUUUCAAACUAAUUUGAUAAUUGAUUUGACUGACAACGAGCACACAUGGGAGUUUCUGGAAAAAUCUUUAGAAAGUAAAGUUCCGAAGAUACUAAUAACCCAUUUGGAUGCGACAGCCAGUAAUUUGUACAAGCUCUUCAAUAUGGAAAUUCUAAGCAUAGUUCGCAUGGAUGUGAUGCAUCUGAAUCUUACUCUUAAGCUCAUGGAUGAGUUGCUGUGGCGUCGUCAUUAUACCAAAAUUAUUGUGGACUUUCAUGGGGAAGGUGCGAAGGAUGCAAACAACGAAUUGCCCUAUAUUUUCCACAGAUUUUGGCAACAAGGUCAUACCUUGGUUUUGCUGCAUUGGCGCAAUGCCACCUACACGUACACGCCCUAUCCCAGCAUUCAAGUGCAUUCGCUGGCGAACCUUUGGGAUUUUCAAAAGCUUUGGCAAAUGCGAAAUUUUCAUCAGUACGUAUUUAAGAUACCCUUUAUGGAGUUCCCACCUCGCUGCUUUAGCUACCGCAAUCGUAAAGGUAAUCUCAUCAGAACGGGCAACUUCUAUAAAAUUAUAGAGGGAUUCAUUGAGCAAUACAAUGGCAGCAUGGAAUUUGAAUUCUUUGAUAUUUGGAAUAUGGGUCUGAACCGAGACUAUGCAAACGAAAAGAUCAGCAAUGCAGGAUUUCGGUUCAUACCAACGCAAAUGGCUUACAGUGAAAUGUACGAUAGCAGCGAUGCUUUACACUUUGGAAAAAUCUAUUUUAUAGUCCCCGCCAGCAAGGAGAUCAAUCAAAGCCUAUAUCUGUUCGUUUCCUUUAAUCUUCAUAUGUGGAUGAUGGUGGCCAUGCUGCUCCUUAUUCUAUUCCUGUUUAUUGUUGUUGUCAAUUAUCGCAAGUAUGGAAAAGGAAACUUUGUGGAAUCCGUUUUUCAUGCCUUCAAGAUCAUAAUUUUUAUAUACGAUGAAGUUUUCGUGGGCAAGACACUUUUCAAUUUUAUGCUGCACCUGCUGUUUCUUAUCGUUGGAUUAUUUCUGACCAACAGCUAUGUCUGCAACCUCUCCAGCAUGUAUACAUCGCGGAUGUAUGAGCCCGAGUUGAUGACCUUGAAUGACAUAAGACUAACUAAGUUAGGCAUCCAUGUAUUCGGUUUGGACUACGAUCAGUUUUUGAGCAUAGAAAACAUGCCGCCUGUCAUCUAUGAUCGCAUGUUUGUGGGAAAUGAUACCGAAUUUUUCGCCUAUCGUCAAAAAUUGCAACUGGUGAAUAUUUACAUGGGUGGCGAUGACAUCAUCGAUUACUUGUUCUUCCAGCAGCUGUACAUGAGGAAACCUUUGGCCAAAUAUAUAUCGGAGCCUAUGUAUACCCUGGUCUUUUCCAUAACCAUUCCACAUCGUUCACCCUUUAUUGAGUUCUUCAAUCGCUACUUAUCCUAUCAGAAGGACAAUGGAAUCUUGAACAAAUUUAAGAGGGACAGCCAAUGGGAUGGUGUGAUAAGCUCGUCUCUUAAAUUCUUUCAGGAUCCCAUAACAAAUCGUUCCAUGUCCAUGGCAUAUUUGCAAUAUGGUUUUGUUAUUUGGAUUAUUGGAAUGUUUACGGGAUCUUUUGCUUUUAUGUUUGAGCUUUAUUGCUCCAAAAGAAGAGUUAAUCAAAGAUUGUAA
Messenger RNA from Stomoxys calcitrans (stable fly), 1794 nucleotides. RefSeq lists its product as uncharacterized. The record is from RefSeq and is a predicted model, not a curated record. Lineage: Eukaryota; Metazoa; Arthropoda; Insecta; Diptera; Muscidae. The coding region runs from base 1 to 1794 and encodes 597 amino acids. The transcript has a single exon.